This is a messenger RNA of Panthera uncia (snow leopard), 4132 nucleotides long. It is a transcript of the gene XK, whose product is annotated as X-linked Kx blood group antigen, Kell and VPS13A binding protein. The transcript has 3 exons. Gene Ontology annotation, cellular component: membrane. NCBI's taxonomy places the organism in Eukaryota, Metazoa, Chordata, Mammalia, Carnivora, Felidae. The record is from RefSeq and is a predicted model, not a curated record. Bases 94 to 1437 code for a protein of 447 amino acids.
GAGUUCGGGGCCGGGCAUAUGUCCGGAGCCCCUCGGGCAACCGCCGCCGCCGCUACUGCGUCCGCUGCCGGUGCGCGCCGCUGACGCGCGGAGAUGAAAUUCCCGGGCUCCGUGCUGGCGUCCGUGUUCCUGUUCGUGGCCGAGACGACGGCGGCGCUGUACCUGAGCAGCACCUAUCGCUCGGGCGGGGACGGCAUGUGGCAGGCGCUGACGCUGCUUUUCUCGCUGCUGCCCUGCGCACUCGUGCAGCUCACGCUCCUCUUCGUGCACCGCGACUUCAGCCGCGACCGCCCGCUCGUGCUGCUGCUGCACCUGCUGCAACUCGGGCCGCUCUUCAGGUGCGUGCGGGUCCCCGGCCCCCUCCCCCACUGCCCUGGCGGAGGGGGCGGCCUUCCGGGAGGAGCGGGUGGCUGGACCCGGCGCCGGGCCCAGGCCGGCCCGCCCUGCUCCUGGGCCCCACAGUUCCAGUCACGCGAAUGCGACGGGAUCCGGGGAGAGCUAGAAUUGGGUAUUGAGGGCUCUCCAGGGAGCAUUGAUCCCCCGGCACUUAAGAGCCCCCAGCACCGGGGCAGAGCAGCCUCCACAGCCCUGGGAAAAGUCCUUAGGCACAGUUUCUUCAUGGUCCUAUCCCUGUUGUCCAUUGUGUAUGGAGCCUUGCGCUGCAACAUCCUGGCCAUCAAGAUCAAGUAUGAUGAAUACGAUGUCAAAGUGAAGCCUCUGGCCUAUGUCUGUAUCUUCCUCUGGAGGAGCUUUGAGAUUGCCACUCGCGUCAUUGUCCUGGUCCUCUUUACCUCCGUCCUGAAGGCCUGGGUGGUGAUGGUUGUACUCAUCAACUUCUUCAGCUUCUUCUUGUACCCCUGGAUCCUCUUCUGGUGCAGUGGCUCCCCAUUCCCCGAGAACAUCGAGAAGGCCCUCAGUCGGGUGGGCACCACCAUCGUACUGUGCUUUCUCACCUUACUGUAUGCCGGUAUCAAUAUGUUCUGCUGGUCAGCUGUGCAGCUGAAAAUCAACAACCCGGACCUCAUCAGCAAGUCCCAGAACUGGUACCGGCUACUGGUGUACUACAUGCUGAGAUUCAUUGAGAAUGCCUUCCUCCUCCUCAUGUGGUAUCUUUACAAGACCGACAUCUACAUGUACGUGUGCGCACCUCUGUUGAUUCUGCAGUUGCUCAUUGGGUACUGCACAGCCAUCCUCUUCAUGCUUGUGUUCUAUCAGUUCUUCCAUCCUUGCAAAAAGCUCUUUUCCUCCAGUGUCUCUGAAAGCUUUCAGGAGUGGGUAAAGUGUGUUUGCUGUGACUGUAGGCAGAAGAAAGCCCAUGAGUCCGUAGGAAAAACAGAUCUGAGGCCAACCGAAGACAGAGAUGAGACACCUUCUAGCAGUAAAAUAAGUUCUGUGCCCAGCCAGAUCUUGAAUGCUGACGAGCUCUGCUCUGCCUAACAGGACCUGAGUCUCUUGGGGUUCACACAUACUGUUUUCUGGGUUGAUCCCUGUCCUUCAUACAAGUCAUGAGCCCUGCACAGUUAACAAAGAGGGGGGUUAGCUCUCAACUCCUUGCAGGCUGCUCCCCUUUAGAGAGCUCUUGGACAUGUGGGAACUAUGGAGAGAAUCCAGGGAAACCCCUGAGUGCUGGAGAGGCAGCCUAAGGUAGCACCAUUGGUAGUUGACCUUGUUCCCCCAGGCAUUACUGGCCUCUUCGCUAUCUGAGUUGGGAUGGCUAGCUCUGUCAGGUAGAAUGAGGAUAGGAGCUUUCUUGUUUUCUAGGUUUUGUUUUGAGCUGCUGGUGUAGGUGGCCUGUUCCAUUUCCUCCGAGCAUAGCUUUCAUCCAUGAGCUGUCCUCAUGACCAGAAGGUUUUGUCAUCAGCAAUAUCAUACUUAUCCGAGUUUUCAGAGAGGGCUCUUCAGGUUUGCUUUUUGAAUGGACAGAGGUUCCAUUUUUAUCUCAUUAGGGCUCUUUGUACAUAACCAGCUGUAGCCACCUUGGCGUGCUAUCUCUAAUUGAUUCAAAAGUCUAGAUUUGGAGACUAUUCCCAUGGAUCCAUGGAUGCAAAGAAUUUGCGUGGAAACCCUAGAAUUUUAGGAAAGUUUCAUUCUUUCGAAGUGCUGAAGAAAUUCUGGAUUAAGAGGGUUGCUAAAACAUCAAAAUGAUUGAGGCUUUUAUAAGCAGAAAUCUUACUUUCUCAGGAUGGUUGAAGAUAAAUAAUCCUGCUGGAAGAUAGGUUUAAACCUCUUCAAGGUUCAGUCCUGUCCUAACAAUUCUGGGAAAUUUCUAGUAGAAUUUGCUAGGAUUUGCCUUCUUAAUGAAGAAGAAAAUAAAACUCACACUCUUCUCUUCCCCCUCUUCCUUGCCUGUCAGAAGAAUUUUAGACAAGAGUUACAGUGGCUGACUUAAAUUUUUCUAGAGAACUCCACAGGAAUCUUUCACCAAGUGCAGCUGUGUAGGGCACUUUAGUUUUCAUUAUUUGAAGGAAAAGGGUCUCCUCUCCCAAAGUUAGAUAUUGGCUUCACAAGUUUUUAAAUUAUAGGAAGAGAUGAAAUGACCAGAAGAUCUUUGUCUUUACCUUAAUGUAUCUUGAUUUGGCAUGAUUCUGAGUUAUUUGAAUGAGAUCUCCAAUUGUAUGUUCCUAUACUCUCCUGUCUCAGGUAUAAUUUCUCCUUUAAUCUGGAACCGUAUUUGUUCCAUAAAAGGAUAGUGUAGCAUAUCCUCAGCUGUCUUGGGGAAAUGCCUGGAUCUAGUGCCAUUAUCUUUACCGUAAAAACCUUGAUGAUGAAGUAUCUGGAAAUAGGUGACCUGUCACUGACUAGGCUGGACAUAGCAGGUCAGUCAGGGUUGAUGGGUCUAAGGAUCCCUGAUGGCUGAACUUGCUGACCCAUCCAGUUUCUAAUAGGCAGUCUGUCAGGGGACAGGUUACAAAUGGUGAGUUUGAGCAGGAAUUAUGAUCAGAAUGAGACAGGGAUAGGAAGGUAGAUUCUUCCAACCUUGGUUUGGAAGCCUGUCUCAAGAACUGUUACAAAUCUGAGCCUUCGAAUGCAUUUUCAAUCAUUUUAAUGUAGAAGAUAGCUAAGCAUCGUGAAUGACCCCAAACCAAACUAAUAGUGAUGGUCUAUCAGACUCCUCUAACCCAAUUACAAGCCACAUUUAUAAGGACAAAGAGGUUUGGUAACGAAAUCAGACAUUUUGUCAUCUUUAACCCUUGAUAUACAGAUAUUCCUGCUUUGGGGCAUGUAUGUCCAUUCACUUUGGGGGAGAGAAAGCAUUGUUUUUUUUUUUUUUUCUGUAUGGUGAAAAUUUAAGUCCUGGUGAGCUGAGAAUUUUUGUUUUAAAAUUAUUUUUAUCAUACCUCCGAAAUGGUAAAAUCAUAGUUCAGACUACAGAACUAGGUUGCCCUAAAGACAGACAAAUUCCCUCCCGUGCAGAGAGUUAAAAUGUGUUUUUCAUUAUAAUUCCAUUUUUAAAACUCUCAGUGCUUUGUCUACUUAAUUGCAUGCCAUAACUUGUCAUGAUAGCUGCUCCAACUGAACCACUAUCAUUUGGCUGAAUGGAGGUGAAGUAUUUCAUUGAAAUAAGAUCAUCCAAACACUUUUAGACUUUGUCUCUUCAUUACUGGGGACAGCACAGUGUAGAGGUUGGAACCUCCCCGUCUAGCCCUGCAAGUUACUAAAUUGCCGUACGCCUCAGUUUCUUCACCCACCAAAUUUGGAAGAUACAUUUGCUCAGCCUACCUCACAAGGUUGUUGGAAAGAUCAAAUUAAAUAAUAGAUGUGAAAAUGCUGUGAAAAUAUUUUAAAGUGCCAUGCAUAUUUAAGGAGUUAUUAUAGUCAUUCAAGUCUAUAAACAGGUUAUUAUUAUGUUUUUACUGUUAGAAAAGAAACAAGCAGUAUCAUCCACAUGAGCGGCUUGAGUGACUACAUUGGCCUUUGACCUUAUGGAAGGGCGAGUGUAAAUGGUCUUUAUUCUUAGAACUCAGCAGCUGCCCUCUCUCUUGGCGUCAGUUGCUCACAAAAAUUAGCAGCCAAACACAUGGUACUCAGAGGAGGAAGACCCAUUGAAAUCUGAGAAGUGCUUUUGCUGAUCACGAGCUGAUCAUUUUUGUAUCUUUCAUCUUUCAUGAAGGACCUAGUAGCUAGCGUCUUU